GAUAUCAAUACAUCAUGGAGUGAGAAAACCGGAGCUGAAGAGAGACACAACUCACCACAGCGGCGAGGUGAUGAUGGCAGCAGAGAACCUGGUUGGAGCUCUGACCCCGGUGACCUGGACUCAGUCUGCACAGAGCAAGUCAGGCAGCAUAUUCACAGGCGGCCAGGAUGGCGCUCUCCCACUCAGCCCGUCACUGUCAUGGAUGACAACCGUACCACCCACAGUGACUAUGACACACAGGAAGGAAGGGAACCUCCAUUUACAUCGGGCCAGAGAUCCUCUCAGGAAAAUGAACAAAACAGGAGUCCUUCUAAUAAGAGAGAUAUCUAUAGACUUGUGUGUUCUUUGGGUGACAAUGAGAAGACCACAGAUGAGGAAAUGGAUCACGGGAGCAGGCGGAGCCGGCCUGAAAGAACACCAGAGAAGAAGCCGUCUGAUUGGGCCAAGAUGAAACGGCGGCUCUCGACAAUCAGACAAAAAUGUGAGAAAGAGGAGAUGACGCUACAGAGGAAGAAGACUCAGAUACAAGAUGUUGAGCUUUCCCUCUCUCAACUUCAACAAAGAAGAAAGCAUGCCUUGCAGGAAUUAAAGCAACUGACUGGAGAGAAAGCAAAGAUGGAGAAGGAGAAGAGAACUCUGAGAGGCAGCAGGGCAGAGCAGGAAUAUAUUAGUUGCCAGCUGAAUGAGCUGCAAAGGCAGCGAGAGUCCUGUAUCCUUGAGCACAGUGCCGUCAUGUCAGUGCUGGAGAGGAAGGAGAUGGAAAGACAGCUGGAGAAUGGCAAAACAGAGCUGUUCGCUGAGCAGCGACGUGCGAGAGAGAAACUAGAGUCCAUACAAGAGAGGUUGGAGGAGACGCACGAGGAGCUCCAGAGAGUCACAGAGGAAGAGAGCUUACUGAGAAACACCUGCGCUUCACUGGAAGAAAAACAGAAGCAGAAAAAGGAACAGAUCGAGGCAUUAGAGUUUCAAGUUGGCAAACUGCAGGGGGAACUGGGAGAAUGCAAGAUCGGAGUGGGCACUCAGGAGAAGAUGUUGGCCCAAAAGGAGCUCCAGAUGCUAGAUUUGCAUGAGCAUAGUGGGGCCUUACAAGCAGAGAGAGAUGGCCUGAGGGCGGAGCUACAGCACAUUCAAAUCCAGCACUGCAGUGCACUGAAAGAGGCCCACGAGAAAGCCCAGAGAACGAUGGAGGCAGCAUUGAAGCAGCAACAGAAAGAUUUGGCUUUGGCUCAUGAGCAGCAAAUCCAAAAGGUUAAUAAGGAGACUGAAGAGGAGAAGGCAAACACUUUGAAAGAACACGCUCUGUUUUUCACACGGCACACUGAGUCCUUGAAAAGUUCCACUCAGCUAAAAGAAGAAGAGGCAAAGAAGCUGAGCGGUUCUCUGGAGCAGCAGCAGCACCGUGAAGAGGAGCGCCAUCUAAAAACGGUGCACAACGCGAUAGAGGAGGAGAGGAAGAAGUGGGACGCAGAAAAAGUGGAAGCAUUGCAGGUGCAUUGUGGGAUACUAGAAGAGCCGAAAAGAAAGAGUCUGGAAGGCAUGAGGAGUGAGACGCAGCGAGAGAAGAGUAAAGUGGUGGAGCUAAAAACUAGAGUGCGAGACAUGGAGAGUGAAAGCUGUGCGCAGCAGAGAGCGCAGGAGUCUUUGCUGGCUGUUAUCUGCAAAUCACUUAAAGAGGAGCACCGGGCUGAGUUGCAGACGUUGCAGAGGCAGAUGGCACAGGAGCGUCAGAGGGCAGUGCUGCGGCUCGAGCACGCUGCUCAGGUGGCAGAGAAGGAGGCUGGCAAGCUCAGCAUGACGCUGGAAGAAAGCCAGCGCAGCCAUAACCAAAUCACAGCUGAGCUGGAACAGCAGCUCAGGCACUGGGCCGAGGAGCUGGGAGCAGAGUGCCACCAUCUACACCUCUUAGUGCAGCAGACUGGAGCCAAACAAAGUUCUGCGCGCCUACCUUGCAGUCCGACAGCAGCUGAGGCUCUGACACACCUGAGGACACUCCGAGAGCAGUUAAAGCACUUUAUCAACCGUCUACAGCAGGAGCUCGACUCACAGAAGGAAACCACUGAGCAGUUGAGAAAAGACAAGGAGCGAGAAUUGAGCAUCCAGAGGCAGCAGCUGAGGAUGGACAGAGACCACGCCUUGGAUUCUCUAAAGGAGUGUCUCAUUCAGGAGCACAUCGAGGAGUUAAGCAGUCUGAACUGGACUCACGUGUGUGAAGGAGGAGCUGUGGUCGGAGGGGCGGCAGCAUCUCUUCGCAAGCAGCUGAAGGCCAAAGACCUGGAGCUCAGGCAGGUUCAGAGGAGCAUGGGUCAGUGGAAGGAACAGACUGCAGCUCGCCUGGCAUGCAAGUUUGAAGAAGAGUUGACUGCUGAAUUAGAGAGGUGCAGGAUAACGUUGUUACGGGGCAGAAACCCAUCAAAGCCCAGAGAGGAGAGGCAGAGAGGUCCUGAGCUUCCUGAAGGAGAGAUGACGCUGUGUGCAGAUGAAGCUCAGAAAUGCGUUUGCUCUCCUUCCCUCCAUGUUGUGGACUCUGCUGCCUCCCAGAGCCCGUCAGACGUGGCUUCAUUGAAGCUUCUACGUUACCUCCAGAGCAGAGUCAAGCAGCUCCGUGUAGAAAACCAGGCCAACAACGGGAGCCCGUCGCCUUUAAAAACAAUCCCUUUAGAUCUGUCAGGAUCCUAUCUGACAACAGUGAGUGCAUUGUUUGAAUAAGCACUGGUUGCAUUUCCAGUGGUGACAAACAACAGACAUUAGUAGUUAAUGCACACUGAAUUAUUUCAUAUUGUAUGAAUGGAAUGCCAUCGUCCUGCUUUGAUAUCCGCAAAGUCAACAUGAAUAUACAAAUACUUCUUGACGAGGAGGAAAGAAACACUGUAAAUGUGGCAUCAUCAUUCAAAUUUAAAUAUUAUUCUGUCCUCAUAAAAAAAUACUGGUGUCUCUUUUAAAGAUCGGUCAAGGUCAAAUGUUGCUGGGAUUCAGAGUCACGCCUCAAUCAGGACAGUCAUAGGUUAAGAAACCUUACUGUGCGUGUGUGUGCGUGUGUGUGUGUGUAAUAUAUUGUAAUGCAUUUCAAGCCAUCUUUUGUUGCUACAGAAAUGAAUCAUUUACUGUUACAUGUGCUUAAGAUUGCAGAUUAACACGCAGGUCACAGUGACAAAUGCCAUAACUGAAGAUCUGGUCAUUUAGUUUAGUCUCCCGUGUUGAAGCAGUCAAGUUUUUAUGGCUUAAGGUGACAAUGAACUCUGAAUGAGUGAUGAACUGACAUUUCACUGAUGAUCAUGUGAGGUACGUCAGAACCUCAUAAAGCUGGCCUUUGCAGGAAUCUUUAGUACAAUCAGAAAUGUUACUAGGUGAUGAAUUGUAAAAUAAAAACGUUUGUAUAGAUUUCUGGCAAGCUAACGCAAAAUGUUAGAGUUAGAUUUCAAUAUAACAUCUUAAUUAACUUUGUGAAAGUCUAAUCUUAAUGUAAAAUAAUCCAAUGGGACUGUCUCGUGCCUGUGUAUCCAACAACUACUUUCCAGUUAUCGUCAGUCUUU
This is a messenger RNA of Cyclopterus lumpus (lumpfish), 3530 nucleotides long. RefSeq names its product trichohyalin. Bases 199 to 2706 code for a protein of 835 amino acids. The record is from RefSeq and is a predicted model, not a curated record. The transcript is spliced from 23 exons. Lineage: Eukaryota; Metazoa; Chordata; Actinopteri; Perciformes; Cyclopteridae.